CUUCGCUUGCAUCCCUGUAAAUUUCUAAGCCCUAAUUCGUGUGUUUUGUUUUUGAUGGUUGCGAAGUGAUUAAUUUUUCGUUUUUUUAGAGUAGUGGCUUUAAGGAUUUUUCAAGGAAUCCCCCUUUCACACAAGUGACGUCAGUUGCAAGGCUUCAAGAUGAAUUACGGCAGGAAAACGCCCACCACAUACCGCUCGAAUCCGUCGGUUUAUUCCCAUGCUACGGGAAGAUCCUCGACAAAUUUGCACUCAAAAAUGUCCCGAUCCACGAGGUCCGUAAGGAUUCCCUGGUACCAGCGACCCCUGCUCAAAAACAACCAGUAUAUCGACAUCCAGAAGGGUGCUAUGCUCAUCGGAUUAUUUGCCAUAUUCCUCUCCUUGUUCACGAUUGGUACAAGCAUAUUCGACAUCUAUUGCUAUGCGAUGGCCGCGCCAGGAUCCACACAUUAUGGCUACUAUAUCAUAUCCUACGAGUUCGUUUAUGUGGGCAACAAGCAUGUUCGCAACAUGCUGAUUGUCUUUGCUUUAUUCUCGCUUAUCAUGGCACUGAUAAACCUUGUGACCAGCAUUCUUCUCUGCGUUGCUCUGCGCAAGGAAUAUGAACGAAAAGUUUUGCCCUGGCUAUGGACCUUUGCUGUUUUCACUGUUUGGCGGGCUUUGGCGCUGAUUUUCUUCGCCAUUGUCAACGAUCUUUACUUUGCCUACAAUGUGAUUAUGGUACUGCUAUGGUCCGUUUUCUGCCUGGUAUCCAUUUAUGGCUGGGCCGUGGUGUACUCUCUGUUCCUGGAGCUGGUGGACUUGACCAAACUGGAGGAUCUGGCCCAUUUACGCAUGGGUACAAUGGCCUCGCUGCACGCUUCCACCGCCAAUUCACUGGCUGGAUCCCGACCAACCACUCCUCAUAGUACCGUGUCCACCAUGCCUGUGGGCUAAAUGAAGUAUUUUCCAUCCAUCUAUGUGGCUCACAACGAAACUGCACAAUCUAGACCGUCCGAAAGCAGCACAAGGCAACCCCGAUGCUUCGCACUCAAACAUUUCUUAAACUAUAUUGUACAUUCCAUCCACCAGUUCAGUGCCUUAGAGAUGCGCCUCUCAAAUACCACAAAUUUUACACACGAAUCUGCGUAAUUAGUUUUAAGUCGUAUUCCGUCCAAUCGCAUAUGAUUUUUGUAUACUGUUAAAGAAUCUCUGUCUUUAUGUAUGUCAACAUAUCGUGUUUUUAUAUGCAUAUAUAGAUGUACAACCCGAAUUGUAGCUAUGUAUCUAAAAUUUUAAGAGACAAGCAAUAUACAAAAUACAAAACCUAAAAUAUGA
This is a messenger RNA of Drosophila ficusphila, 1314 nucleotides long. RefSeq lists its product as uncharacterized. The coding region runs from base 160 to 933 and encodes 257 amino acids. The transcript has 7 exons. The record is from RefSeq and is a predicted model, not a curated record. NCBI's taxonomy places the organism in Eukaryota, Metazoa, Arthropoda, Insecta, Diptera, Drosophilidae.